AAUAAGCGAGGUCUUGGUCUUGUUUUUCUUCACAAAGUUCGAUCUGUAGUUUUCCGAAAAGAAUUGAGUGGGAUCUAUUUUCUUGGCUCUUGGGGACGACGACAGAAAGUAGAAUUGGAAUUUGGCAAUAUGAAGCAAAAGAUUGUGAUGAAUGUGCAAAUGAAGUGCAAAAAAUGUCAGAGGAAGGCACUCCAGGUUGUAGCUGAAACAUAUGGCGUGAGCUCUGUGGGCUUAGGAGCGCAGGAAGGUAGAGUGGAGGUGAUUGGGGAUGGAGUUGAUGCUCCAAAGUUGGUUAAAAGUCUGAGGAAGAAGGUUGGGCACACCGACAUCGUCACUCUAGAAGCAGUGAAAGCAAGCUAGAGAGAGAGAGAGAUUAAUAUUAUGUAGACUUCGGCUUAAAGAGUGUAGUCUUUUGAAGAUUUUUUUAUUUUGCCUUAUCAUCAAGAUGUUAAGGAUUUAUGCAGUUCAGCCUUUGCAGAGGAUCAAUCAAUAUGAGUAGGCCUUUGGCAAAUUUAUGCUUCAUGUAAAAUAAUCAAGCAAAAAGAAGAAAAAAAAAUGACUUGUUAAUUUAAGUAAUUAAUGGUUGAUUUGUCAA
Molecule: messenger RNA, 595 nt
Organism: Alnus glutinosa
Lineage: Eukaryota; Viridiplantae; Streptophyta; Magnoliopsida; Fagales; Betulaceae
Product: heavy metal-associated isoprenylated plant protein 41-like
Exons: 3
Coding region: 130-360 (76 amino acids)
Molecular function (GO): metal ion binding
Source: RefSeq, a predicted model, not a curated record